AUGAGAAGUGAUGAGGAUGGCAGCCGGGGAACUUCACUACUCGAUCAAGGUGAGUGGUUGAGUUUGAGCUUAGGAAGAAACUCACCUUCAACAUCUAAAGAAUCUGAGUCACAGACAAGACCUAGCAAGGUUUUUUCGUGCAACUUCUGCAUGAGGAAGUUCUACAGUUCACAGGCGCUGGGAGGCCACCAGAAUGCUCAUAAGAGGGAAAGAGGAGCUGUGAGACAGUAUCAGUCCCAGAGGAUGAUGACCAUCAUGGCUUUACCUAUCAACAAUCCCAUGUUCAAAUCUCUUGGCAUGGUUCCCCACUCACUUGUGAAUAAAACAGGCAGAGAAAUAAAUACAACUGUGGGAAGGUUCGGCGAGGCUAGUGCAGGAUUUCAAAUGACAUCGCGUCCCAAUCCAGUAGAUGAAGGAUUUGACUUGAAAUGGCCAGGAAGUUUUCGACUAAAUCCAUAUCAAUCAGAAGACCAGGCCUCAAAUACAAAUAAGAUUGAUCUGAAUCUUAAGCUGUAAUAAUUCCACUCAUCUAUUGCAAAUUAUUUACUAUC
Lycium barbarum (goji berry) is the source of this 551-nucleotide messenger RNA. Its product is annotated as zinc finger protein 4-like. Bases 1 to 516 code for a protein of 171 amino acids. Lineage: Eukaryota; Viridiplantae; Streptophyta; Magnoliopsida; Solanales; Solanaceae. The record is from RefSeq and is a predicted model, not a curated record. The transcript has a single exon.